ACAUGCAUCAAUUGAAAAUACUCAUCAAUUGAGAGAAACCAACUGCUUGAACACACACACACACCCACACAUAUAUAUAUCAAUGGAAGCUGUGUUGAGGAGGUGGGGAACCGCCGGCGGUGGCGUUGCUACCUUCCUCUUCUUCUUGAGAAUGGUAAGGAAACAUUUGCCGGUGGGGCUGCUCCGCCUUCUCAACCGGUGGUCGGAGAAGCUGAAUGCCUUCUUCAACCCCUACGUUCAAAUCUCCAUCCACGAGUACGUCAAGAAGAACAUGAUUAGUCCUCACCCCGCCUAUGCCGCCGUGGAGGCCUAUCUCAGCACCACCAAGUCCGCCACAGAAGGCGCCAGACUCAAGGCUGAGUUAACCGAUAACGGCGGCAUUGCUUUGGGCGUGGAUGAAACUCGGAGAGUCGAUGAUGAGUUUCGCGGCGCGGAGGUGAUGUGGGUUGCAGCUUGUAAUAAAAAGCUUCAACCCCACCAUAAAAGGAACGAAUGGGAUCCCGAGCUGGAGAAUAGAUCUUACAAGCUCAUUUUCCACAAGAAAUACAGGGACUUGAUGACCCACACCUACUUGAACCAUGUACUGCGGAAGGGUAACGAGAUUCUCGGACAAUCCAAAACGCUAAAGCUUUACUCAAAUAAUGGCUUGCGCAAGACAUUGUGGAGCCAUGUCGUGUUUGAUCAUCCUGCUAGCUUUGAGAAACUCGCGAUGGAUGUGGGCAAGAAGAAAGAUAUCGUGGAUGAUUUGAUUGCAUUCAAAGAGGGAGGGGAUUUCUACGCAAGGAUCGGUAAAGCCUGGAAGCGCGGGUAUUUGCUCUAUGGGCCUCCGGGUACAGGGAAAUCGACUGUCAUCGCAGCAAUGGCAAACUUGCUCAAUUAUGAUAUCUAUGAUCUCGAGUUGGCUUCCGUUGGUGACAACACCAGGCUCAAACAGCUCUUGGCACAAACAACGAGUAAAUCGAUCGUUGUGAUAGAGGACAUUGAUUGCUCGCUUGAUAUCACUGGAAAUAGGAACAAAAACUCGAUGGAAAACCCUAGAGUCAGCAUUGAGAAUAACAACGAAGAAUGUCCACCCUCAAAAUCCCAAGGGGGCAGGGGCGUAAGCAAAGUCACUCUCUCUGGAUUGUUGAACGUAAUAGACGGUUUGUGGUCUACAUACAGUGGAGAACGAGUAAUUGUGUUCACCACCAACCAUGUCGAGAAGUUGGAUCCCGCUUUAACAAGAAGGGGGAGAAUGGACAAGCACAUCGAAUUGUCUUAUUGCACUUUUGAGGGAUUCAAAGUGCUAGCAAGAAACUACCUAGGAUUGGAGGAUCAUCCCAAGUUUGGAUCAAUAGAGUUACUGAUGACGGAGACAAGAAUCACACCUGCAGAUGUUGUUGAGAAUCUCAUGCCAAAAUCGUGCAAGGAUAGUGCAGAGGGACGUCUCAAAAAUCUUAUUCAAGCUCUAAAACACGAAAAAGAACGCAUUAAAUGAGAUCGAGGUGUAGAAGAAUGGAAGUGAGAGGGUCCAUGCCACCUCAUCGCACUUUUCAAUACCACUACACUAGUAGUGCCACUAUAUUGCACUAUUGUUUUAUGUCGUAUGUUUUUGGUCAUUUUAUUAUAUAGUAGCUUUGUUAUUAUUUUGCUUUCAGCGAUCUAUUCCGUAAAAUCAUUGUAUGUUUAGUUAAAAUGAAUGUAUUGAAUCACG
This is a messenger RNA of Cuscuta campestris, 1693 nucleotides long. Lineage: Eukaryota; Viridiplantae; Streptophyta; Magnoliopsida; Solanales; Convolvulaceae. The record is from the annotation of a GenBank genome assembly.